Mus caroli (Ryukyu mouse) is the source of this 4545-nucleotide messenger RNA. It is a transcript of the gene Arhgap45, whose product is annotated as Rho GTPase activating protein 45. Gene Ontology annotation, biological process: activation of GTPase activity; signal transduction. Gene Ontology annotation, molecular function: GTPase activator activity. Gene Ontology annotation, cellular component: membrane. The record is from RefSeq and is a predicted model, not a curated record. NCBI's taxonomy places the organism in Eukaryota, Metazoa, Chordata, Mammalia, Rodentia, Muridae.
UUCAAAUAGGAUGAAAAGAAGUGCAUAUGUCAACUAAGGUUCUGAAGGAUGUGUAGGAGUUUGCUGGCGUGCCCAGCCCUACAGGGGGAAUGUCUUAGGCAUUUGCUCAGAUACACAGAAACUGAGGUUGUAUGUUAGGAGCACUGUGUGAGGACAGUGGGCUGCAGAGGCAGAAGGACCCUGGCUGCAGCACUGGGGGACUGCGGAACACGGAAGGUGUUAAAGCAGAGGCCACGGGAGGUACUGGAAGUGAGGGCCCCGUUCCGUUUUCUCCUGCACGCAGUUGAUGAUGGCUCCGUCCGUUUCCUCCAGAGUUAUUUUCACCUCCUUCCUGUUUGUCUCUGGCAGCUCAGUGAGAUGGGUCGGGCACCAGACUCAGCCCCCCACCCCCACCCCCGGUUGCUCCCCGGAAACCACAUGUCAGAGCUGUGCCCAGCACGCAGCUCCAGUCCUCCCAGUUACCCACUCCCACAGAUCCAGAGAGAUCCAGAGAGGUGGAGGCUGGGUCUGGCCUCACCCAGGAGCCUGUGCAGGCCACUCCCUCCUGGAGAGCUACUGGGCUUAUCUGGACUCCCGGGUGGAGGCUGAGUCUGCUUUUCUGGGGAAAUCUUAAUCUCCGGCCUUUCUUUACCCAGGCAUCCUUGGAGACCUGGUCCGCAUGCGCGGGGUCAUCAGCUAACUGUGACCCCCCAAACCUGUAUAGGACACGCACUGGUGCUCUGCGUGCACCAGCCUCUGGGCCUGGGUUUUUUAAAACAGGACAAGAACAGAGUCCCCAGAGAUUCCGGGGCAUUUAAGGCUGCAACUGGGGGUGGACACAGGGCCCUCAAAGGCUCUUUCUCUGAAGCCUUCCUCUGCCCUGAGCAUCCAACUCCCAGCCUCAGUUUACCCGAAAACCCCACCCUCACAUCCAGUCAAAUUCCUCCUCUGUGGUUAGGAAACAGCCCUUGAGCUAGCCUAUGGAGAUAUGAGGGGUGGGGUUGUUCCCAGAGAGAGGCGGGGCCUGAUGACCGGCCUAAGCCGGUUUGGCUGUCGACUAUCCCCCUAAGAACUCCCAGGCACUGAGGACCCAGGUCCCUUGACCACGUACUAGCGUUCUGUCCCUCCAUACAUUACUGAGCAAUGUGUGUCUGUGGGACUCUGCAUCCAGCGCUGGACCACGACCCCCAGUGCUGCCAGACUCGCGCCGGAGACCUCCUCGAGGCCCGCCGGCCACUGGCCCAUGAGUGCCUGGGUGAAGCUCUGCGAGUCAUGCGCCAGGUCAUCUCCAGAUACCCACUCCUCAACACCGUGGAGACACUCACAGCCGCUGGUACACUCAUUGCCAAGGUCAAAGCCUUUCAUUAUGAAUGCAACAAUGAAUCAGAUAAGAGGGAAUUUGAGAAGGCUCUGGAAACCAUUGCUGUGUCCUUCAGCUGCACUGUGUCCGAGUUCCUUUUGGGUGAAGUGGACAGCAGUACUCUCCUGGCCGUGCCUCCGGGGGACCCCAGCCAGUCCAUGGAGAACCUUUAUGGGGCUGGCACGGAGGGGCCCCCACAUAGCGUGGAGGAAUGUGAAGAAGGUUGCCUGCCCCCCGAGGAGGUGGACCUGCUUCUGCAGCGAUGCGAAGGGGGUGUGGACGCUGCACUGCAGUAUGCAAAAGACAUGGCCAGGUACAUGAAGGACCUCAUCAGCUACCUGGAGAAGAGGACCACCCUGGAGAUGGAAUUCGCCAAAGGUCUCCAGAAGGUUGUCCACAACUGCAGACAGAGCGUCACGCAUGAGCCCCACAUGCCUCUCUUGUCCAUCUACUCACUGGCCCUGGAACAAGAUUUGGAGUUUGGCCAUGGCAUGGUGCAGGCAGUGGGCACACUGCAGACCCAGACCUUCAUGCAGCCCCUGACGCUGCGGCGGUUGGAGCAUGAGAGGCGCAGGAAGGAGAUCAAAGAAUCUUGGCAUCGAGCACAGAGGAAGCUGCAAGAGGCAGAGGCCAACCUGCGCAAGGCCAAACAGGGCUACAAACAACGCUGUGAAGACCACGACAAGGCCCGGCUCCAGGUGGCCAAGGCUGAGGAGGAACAACAGGGCACAGGCCCAGGCGCAGGGACUGCAGCCUCUAAGGCCCUGGACAAGAGGCGCAGACUGGAGGAAGAGGCCAAAAACAAGGCCGAGGAAGCCAUGGCCACUUACCGCACAUGCGUGGCAGACGCAAAGACACAGAAGCAGGAGCUGGAGGACACAAAGGUGACUGCGCUGCGGCAGAUUCAGGAGGUCAUCAGGCAGAGUGAUCAGACCAUUAAGUCGGCCACCAUCUCCUACUACCAGCUGAUGCACAUGCAGACAGCACCGCUGCCCGUGAACUUCCAGAUGCUGUGUGAGAGCAGCAAACUAUAUGACCCGGGCCAACAGUACGCAUCUCACGUGCGUCAGCUGCAGAGAGGGGAGGAGCCGGACGUGCGCUACGACUUUGAGCCUUAUGUCUCUAACAACUCCUGGUCCCCAAUCAUGCGUACACGGAAGGGCAGCUUCAACCCUGGUGAUGCUUCAGGACCCGAAGCUGCUGGCAGUCCCCCCGAGGAAGGUGGCACCUCUGAGGCAGCUCCCAACAAGGACCACAGGGGGGGACGAGGUCACCAGGUUCAUAAGUCCUGGCCCAUCUCCAUCUCAGACACUGAAGUCAGUCUAGACACCAGCUCAGGGGACUUGAAGAAGUUCGAUCGAACAUCUUCCAGUGGGACGAUGUCAUCCAGUGAGGAGCUGGGAGAUCAGGAAGCUGGCUUGGUAGCCUCUGCAUUUGAUUCAGCUGACCUCAAUGGCAUGGACCCCGAGUUACCUGUGGCCAUGCCCAGUGGACCCUUCCGCCACGUGGGAUUGUCCAAGGCAGCCCGCACACACCGACUUCGCAAGCUGCGCACGCCAGCCAAGUGCAGAGAGUGUAACAGCUAUGUUUACUUCCAAGGAGCCGAAUGUGAAGAGUGCUGUCUGGCUUGUCACAAAAAGUGUUUGGAGACCCUGGCCAUCCAGUGUGGCCACAAGAAGCUUCAGGGCCGCCUGCAGCUCUUUGGACAAGACUUCAGCCAGGCAGCCCUCAGCACCCCUGAUGGGGUGCCCUUCAUUGUCAAAAAAUGUGUCUGUGAGAUUGAGCGGCGGGCACUGCACACCAAGGGGAUCUACCGGGUCAAUGGCGUGAAAACGCGUGUGGAGAAGCUGUGCCAGGCUUUUGAGAAUGGCAAAGAGCUGGUGGAGUUGUCACAGGCCUCACCCCACGACAUCAGCAAUGUCCUAAAGCUAUACCUGCGGCAGCUGCCGGAACCCCUUAUCUCUUUUCGCUUCUACCAUGAGCUGGUGGGGCUAGCUAAGGACAGCCUAAAGGCAGAAGCCGAAGCUAAGGCAGCGAGCCGGGGUCGGCAGGGCGGGUCCGAGAGUGAGGCUGCAACCUUGGCUAUGGUGGGUCGCCUGCGUGAGCUCAUGCAGGAUCUGCCAGCCGAAAACCGGGCCACACUCUUAUACCUGCUGAGGCACUUGCGAAGGAUCGUGGAAAUGGAGCAGGAUAACAAGAUGACCCCUGGGAACCUGGGCAUCGUUUUCGGGCCCACACUGUUGCGGCCUCGACCCACUGACGCCACCGUGUCCCUCUCUUCUCUGGUGGACUAUCCCCACCAGGCCCGAGUUAUCGAGACUCUGAUUGUCCACUACGGCCUGGUCUUUGAGGAGGAGCCAGAGGAGGCGCCUGGCAGCCAGGAGGGGGCAUCCACCCAGUGUGGCCAGCUGGAGUCUGCUGAGGGCAUUGUCUUCCCCCUGCAGGAGGAGGCGGAGGAUGGAAGCCGAGAAUCUCACGCGGCAUCCAAUGACUCGGACUCUGAGCUGGAAGACGCGUCUGACCCCCUUUCGUCCUCGGACGCCAGUGCUCUACACCGCCUGAGUUUCCUGGAGCAGACCGAGGCAGGCCUGGAGGAAGGUCCCCAGAGCCAUAGUGGCAGUGAGGAACAGCUGGAGGGUGAGGAUGGAGCCCCGGGUCCGCAGCUGUGUCACUUCAACACCAACCAGUCCAACAACACAUCACGGGCCCCUCUGCCCACCAUGCGGCUCCGAGGAGGGCAGAUCACAGGCGGCACCGGUCAGGAGCGGCAGCCACAGUUCGUCUGAGCUGGGUGGUGAAGGCAGGGACCAUCAGCUCACUGUCACCCUUUGACUGGGGGGGAGGGAGGUGUUCCUCACAAUGCUGAGGAACUUGAGGGAGAUCAGGGCCCCCUGGUACCAUGGACUCAGAUGGACAACGGUCCCAGAUGGAGUUGCCUGGCCUUUGUGUGCCUGUGGGGAUGCAGCUGCGGAUUCCCAUGAUGGCCUCAUCUCUCCCAUGGUCCCCAUCAGUCUGGAUGUGUCUGAGCAGGUGCAGCCCUGACUUUUGUGUGUGGAGCUGGAGGUAGCUCUGGCUUCAGGAAUCUUGUAGGAGGCUGGACAUGGACCGACGGGUGGGGGCACACAGUGGGUCUCUCCCAAGGAGCAGUAAAGGAGCUUUACACAUGAACUCACAAUUUUCUUGAAAUAAACUUCUUAACCAACUGC